Messenger RNA from Stegastes partitus (bicolor damselfish), 1812 nucleotides. Its product is annotated as ATP-binding cassette sub-family G member 1-like. Lineage: Eukaryota; Metazoa; Chordata; Actinopteri; Pomacentridae. Gene Ontology annotation, biological process: transmembrane transport; cholesterol efflux; cholesterol homeostasis. Gene Ontology annotation, cellular component: plasma membrane. The record is from RefSeq and is a predicted model, not a curated record. The coding region runs from base 19 to 1812 and encodes 597 amino acids. The transcript has 14 exons. Gene Ontology annotation, molecular function: ATP hydrolysis activity; ATP binding; ABC-type sterol transporter activity.
AGCUGCUGUCUGCCGGACAUGGCCUGUUUGAUGGCCGCAUGGUCCGUCCACAACCCCACCGUGACCAACUCCAUCAUCAUGAACACCAACGGGCCCCCGGACCUCAUGCUGGAUCCCCGGUCGGUGUGCGUUUGUAUGGAGGAGGUGGUUGGCAGGCGGCCGUCAGCCGGACCACCGGCGCCGCUCAGGAAGGUGGAGAACAGCCUGACGGAGGCCCAGAGGUUCUCCUCGUUACCACGACGACCAGCAGUCAACAUUGAGUUCAAGAACGUUUCGUACUCGGUCAGAGAGGGACCCUGGUGGAGGAAGAAAGGUUACAAAACCCUCCUCAAAGGGAUCUCUGGGAAAUUCACCAGCGGGGACCUGGUGGCCAUCAUGGGGCCAUCCGGAGCCGGGAAGUCCACGCUCAUGAACAUCCUGGCCGGGUACAGGGAGACGGGGAUGAAGGGCGAGAUCCUGAUCAACGGGCAGCCCCGAGACCUGCGAUCCUUCAGGAAGGUUUCCUGCUACAUCAUGCAGGACGACAUGCUGCUGCCGCAUCUCACCGUGCAGGAGGCCAUGAUGGUUUCGGCCAACCUGAAGCUGCAGGAGAAGGAGGAGGCUCGCAGAGAGAUGAAACCAGAGAACGCAGCAGAAAGACCAGUUCACAGUCACACCGUCUAUCUGCCACCUCAUCGCGGUCUGGACAGUUCGUCCUGUUUCCAGGUCGUCUCUCUGCUCAAAGCUCUCGCUCAGGGAGGAAGAACCGUCAUCUGCACCAUCCACCAACCCAGUGCCAAGCUGUUCGAGCUCUUUGACAAGCUGUACGUGCUCAGUCAGGGUCAGUGCAUCUACAGAGGACAGGUGAGCAGCCUGGUUCCUUACCUGAGACACCUGGGGCUCAACUGUCCCACCUACCACAACCCUGCCGACUUCGUGAUGGAGGUGGCUUCAGGAGAAUAUGGAGAUCAGAUGGUUCGUCUGGUUAAAGCCGUUCAGGAUCCGAGAGCUGAGAAGGACCAUCAGACGGAGCUGAAUGGAGACACCAGCCUCCACCCGCUGCUGUGGCAGGAGGAGAGCUGUUCUUCUGAAGGUUGUCACAGUUUCUCAGCCAGCUGCAUGACCCAGUUCUCCAUCCUGUUCAGGAGAACCUUCCUCAGCAUCCUCAGAGACUCGGUGCUGACUCACCUGAGGAUCUCGUCUCACAUCGGGAUCGGCGUUCUGAUUGGUCUGCUGUACCUGGGCAUCGGCAACGAGGCCAAGAAGGUUCUGAGCAACUCAGGGUUCCUGUUCUUCUCCAUGUUGUUCCUCAUGUUCGCCGCUCUGAUGCCCACAGUGCUCACAUACUGCAGCAUCGUGUACUGGAUGACGGCACAGCCUCCGGACGCCGGCCGUUUCUUCCUCUUCCUGUCUCUGGGCGUUCUCACCUCUCUGGUGGCUCAGAGUUUGGGUCUGCUGAUUGGUGCUGCCUCCACCUCGCUGCAGGUGGCCACAUUUGUGGGUCCGGUCACUGCGAUCCCGGUUCUGCUGUUCUCUGGGUUCUUCGUCAGCUUUGACACCAUCCCCUGGUACCUGCAGUGGAUGUCCUACAUCUCCUACGUCAGGUAUGGCUUCGAGGGCGUCAUCUUGUCCAUCUACGGGUUGGACAGAGAGGAUCUGCACUGUGACGAGGACGACACCUGCCACUUCCAGAAGUCCGAGGCCAUCCUGAAGGAGCUGGACAUGCUGGACGCCAAACUCUACCUGGACUUCAUCGUCCUCGCCGUCUUCUUCUUCUCCCUGAGGCUCACCGCCUACUUCGUGCUGCGCUACAAGAUCAGCUCUGAGCGGUAG